AUGGAGGCGAAAACUCAACAAGCGACAUCAGCCGAGGCAAGACCAGACUUGAACAACCCUUUCAAAUCGAAAGACAAAAGUGCUAAAGUAUUCUAUGCAGGCAUCUUCGCUGCCACUGUUGGAACUCAGCGUAUGCUGAAGAUGUUUGAUAAAUACAACAUCAAAGCAACAUGGUUCAUUCCGGGUCACACUCUUGAUUCGUUCCCAACGGAAAUGGCGGCGGUGCGAGAUGCUGGUCAUGAAAUUGGCCUGCACGGCUACUCGCAUGAGAACCCAGCAGACAUGACAUUGGAUCAACAACGAGUUAUCCUCGACAAGACCUAUAGACAGCUCACCGAAUUUUGCGGCAAACCACCAAAGGGUAGCGUUGCGCCAUGGUGGGAAGCCAGUGCCGAGGGAGCACAGCUUCUGUUGGAUUACGGAAUUGAAUAUGAUCACAGCCUUAGCCAUCAUGACUGUCAGGCGUACUAUCUUCGGACCGGAGAUUCAUGGACCAAAAUCGACUAUAGUAAACAUCCAAACGAGUGGAUGAAGCCGUUAGUCAAUGGUAAAGAAACUGGGCUUGUGGAAAUUCCCGCCAAUUGGUAUAUUGACGACCUCCCACCCAUGAUGUUUAUUAAAGCUGCACCCAACAGCCAUGGAUAUGUAAAUCCGCGAGACGUGGAGGAUAUUUGGAGAGACACCUUUGAUUAUUGCUACAGAGAGUACGACGAGUUUAUUUUCCCAAUUACUUGCCACCCUGACGUCUCGGGCCGACCACAGGUCAUCUUGAUGCACGAACGACUUAUCGAGCAUUUCAUGAAGCACGAAGGAGUGGAAUUCGUGACGAUGGGUUACAUUUCUGACGAUUUCAAGAGUCGAAACUCCCCGAUGUCUGGCGCUGCAAUGCCGGCCCCAGCAGGAUCCAUGCUACGACAGUCACCUAUACAAUAG
Molecule: messenger RNA, 933 nt
Organism: Trichoderma aggressivum f. europaeum
Lineage: Eukaryota; Fungi; Ascomycota; Sordariomycetes; Hypocreales; Hypocreaceae
Product: CAZyme family CE4
Exons: 2
Coding region: 1-933 (310 amino acids)
Biological process (GO): carbohydrate metabolic process
Molecular function (GO): hydrolase activity, acting on carbon-nitrogen (but not peptide) bonds
Source: RefSeq, a predicted model, not a curated record